This is a messenger RNA of Paramuricea clavata, 1412 nucleotides long. NCBI's taxonomy places the organism in Eukaryota, Metazoa, Cnidaria, Anthozoa, Malacalcyonacea, Plexauridae. The record is from the annotation of a GenBank genome assembly.
AUGGAAAAUAACGCUGUCGAAAGCGAUUUUGGUCAGGCGCUCGGUGAAAGACAAACUCGUCGUGUUUAUCUGAUCACUUAUUCCCAGGCAGAUUUGGGGAAAAUAGCAAAUUGCCAGGCGUUUGCUGAUUGUAUUCUUGAGGCAUUUUCACAAUCACAAGGAAAUCAAAAGGAUAAUACGAACCAUCCAGAACACUGGUCAUGCUGCAUGGAGGAACAUAGAGAUGGGGGAAAGCAUUACCACUUGGCUAUCAAACUAAGUGCACCAAGGCGGUGGAAAGCCGUGAAAAAUUAUGUAAGCAAAAAGCAUGGAAUUGCCUUGCAUUUUCCGACCAAUCAUGUGGUUACCAUGUCGCCUACAAAUACGUCUGCAAGAACAAGUCAUUCACCGACGUAUUACACAGCCCUGGCCACCCAAAUUUACAAGAAAUUGGCUCACCAAAAACCAAACGUGCUUUCACACAGUUUUCUGAUAACGCGAAGAAAAGGAGAAUCUCAGCACCAACUAACAAUGAGAAAAUUAAGGAAAACCUACCAAGUUCUUCGAAACCCAAGAAGUUAUCCAACAUCGAUGUUUCUGAAUUUAUUGUCGCAAAUGAUAUUAGAAGCGAUAGUGAGUUAAUGGUCGUUGCAAAAACUCGUCAUUCUGAGGGCGAAAAGGAUUUGUACAAAUUUAUCAUAAACAAAUCUUCAAAGUCUCUAUCAGAACUCUUGGACAUGACUUGGAAAAUGAAUGACGCUUCCAAAAAUGUCCAAAGAGCGAAAGAAUCAAGAAUAUCAAUCCUUAGAGCUCAUCUCGAAAGCGAAUGUUUACCUUUAUGCAACGGAGAGUGGUUGGUGUGUGCAAAACAAGUCCUACAUCAAAAUGAAAUUAAUUUAUAUUACUUUGCUUCAGCCUUGCGUCAGCUUCUUGAGAGGGGAAGACAGAAGCGCUUGAACGUUUUGCUCAUUGGUCCCACGAAUUGCGGAAAGUCAUUUCUUCUCAAUCCUCUGGAGUUAAUAUACAAAACGUUCAUAAAUCCUGCUACGGGAAAGUAUGCUUGGGUUGGAUUAGAGGAAUGUGAGGUCGCAUACUUGAAUGAUUUUCGAUGGUCACCAGAAUUGAUCGAGUGGAGUGACUUUUUGUUGCUACUGGAAGGGCAGACAGUUCAUCUUCCAAGGCCAAAGAAUAUGUUUGCCACUGAUUUGUGUAUUCCACGAGAAAACACCAUCCCAAUAUUCGCUACCAGUAAGGGGCCGAUUGAGUUUUGGGGGAAAUAUAAUAGUCGUGACGAGCGUGAGAAUGAUAUGAUGUCCUCCAGAUGGAAUAUAUUUAAGUUUAGCGUCCAAAUUCCAUCAAAUGAAAGUAAGGACAUACCAGCAUGUGCUCGUUGCUUCAGCAAUCUAGUCAUGUCUGGAAGUGAUGUUGAAUAA